Molecule: messenger RNA, 9758 nt
Organism: Aquila chrysaetos chrysaetos
Lineage: Eukaryota; Metazoa; Chordata; Aves; Accipitriformes; Accipitridae
Gene: CCDC91
Product: coiled-coil domain containing 91
Exons: 13
Coding region: 560-1882 (440 amino acids)
Biological process (GO): Golgi to lysosome transport
Cellular component (GO): trans-Golgi network
Source: RefSeq, a predicted model, not a curated record
GGGAGCGUGGCGGCGGCGUCGGCAGGGUCCGUCUCUGACUGAGCGGGGCGGGCUGAAGCGGAGGAGGGAAGCCGCCUCCCGUCCUCCUGUGUAGAGGCUGCCCACCCGCGCCGAGUUAAGCCUAGCGGGGUGGGGGGGGGGGGCAGAAGGAGGAGGCAGGCGCUGUUUCCAGCUGGUUCGCCGCCCUCCCCUCAGCGGGGUUGCGGGGCCUGGAGCUGGGCUGGUACCGGCGGUUGGCGGAGCCUGGCUGGAGCGGUUGCCGUAGGUGAUUGAAUGUCUCUGCGAGGCCUGCCUUCAUCUGCCCGACUCUUCCUCCGGUGCUGCCCCCAGGGUCCAGGCCCUACCUGUGCCACAGCUGCGGCCCGCCAGUGUCCAUACCCGUGUGCUGCGGGGGCCGUUCUUAGUGACGAGGCUUAAGGGUUGCUACAAAAGGGGAUUUUAAACGUAGUUUAGAGGAGCAACGGGAGCCUUCCUUCCCUGCACCAGAAAAUUGAUAUCCCUGUCAACAGGAAGGAGAACCUUAUCAGGAUUUCUGCUAUACUCUAGUACCAGUUGAAAGAUGGAUGAUGAUGACUUUGGAGGAUUUGAGGCAGCAGAGAGUUAUGAGUUUGGAAAUGGUGAAAAGCAGACUACAUCCCCUGCUAUUGCCUGGGCAGCAUUUCCUACAGUGUCUGAAGUCCAUAUAUCUCCCGAUGUUCUUCUGGAGAACCCUGUGCUUUCUUCCUGCCUGGCUCCUUCUGACUCAUUUGGUUUAUCUGGUGAUAACAUGGCAACAGCUAUUCAAACAGUCAACAAUGUUAUAAACACAGCUGUUCCUGAAGAACAGAUUCAAGCAGAUAUUCCAGUUGCCUCUUUGAAUGUAAUUGAAGACAAGACUUUAGUUACAUCAACCAUUGCUUUGGCUGAUGCUGAGACACAGAGAACAAAUGAACCGAAGAGCUACCUUCAACAAGCUUUUGCAAACCUAGAAAUCAAGCUUUGCACUGCUGAAGAAGAAAAAUUAAAAAUUAAAAAGAAAUUAGAAUAUUUACUGGAAAACCAUAGUAUUCUAGAAAUGGAUUUCUUGAAGGAAAAAAAAGAAAAAGUAAUUUCACAUCAAGAUCAUUACAAGACUCUCCAGGAAAAGCAUAAGCAGGAGUUAGAAGACAUGAGGAAAGCUGGACAUGAAGCCUUGAGUAUUAUUGUUGAAGAAUUCAAGGCACUGCUACAAUCUACAGUUCAACAGCAAGAAGCAGCUAUUGAAAAACAGUAUAUACUAGCAAUUGAAAAACAUUCUCACAAAUGUGAAGAACUUCUUAAUACUCAGCAUCAGCGACUUCUGGACAUUUUGGAAGUGGAGAAGGAAGUGCUAUCCGGAAAGAUAGAAGAGGCUUUGAUGCAGCAGUCACAAAAACACAAGGAAGUGCUUGACAAAUGUUUGGAUGAAGAAAGACAAAGAAGUAAGGAGGCUGUGGCAGCUGCUGCAAAGGCUGAAAAAGAAGUAGUGCGGCAGACUGUUCUGAAAGCAGUAGAGGAGGAGAGGAGAAAUAUGGAGAAGAUUCAUGCAGAAGAAAGAAAAAUGUGGGAAGCAGAGCGUGACAGACAUAAAGAGAAGAUUGCCCAGGCUGUCUGGGAAGCCAUGCAAGAGCAAAGAAAGCAUAAUCAAGAAAUUGUCAAGGAAGCGUUAAUGGAGGAGCAAAAACGAAGUGAAAAGGCAAUUGAAGAAGCAGUGAAAAGGACAAGAGAGGAACUGAUGGAAUAUAUUAAAGAGCAGAAAAGGCUUGAUCAAGUUGUCCGUCAGAGAAAUCUGCAUAGUUUGGAACUUUUCCUCUCAUGUGCACAGAAACAGUUAGGCGUUUUAUUAAAGGAAGAGCCAACCACAACAGAGGAAAAUGGAGACUGACAUUCUCAGUACUGCUGAUACAGUGUGAUUUGUGAAGCUGCAAGUCUCAAUCCAGCAAACGACAAAUGCGUUCUAAUCUUUUGGGAUUGUAUCAUUGAUUCAAGAUUGAUCUGAAACUAUGCUUGAUAGAAGUAUUUGUGGAUGAUGUUCUUUUAUUUAUUUAUUUAUUUUACUCCUAUUAUCAGAUUGCAAAUAUGGGAGGGGAAAAAAGUCCCUGGAAAGAAUUGGUUUUAUUUAUCAUUUUUCUUUCAUUAUAUUUACUAGUAGCCCAUGAUUGAAGUUCUAGAUAACUGCAGGAAUGAUGAAAACGUUUCCCUGUUAUGUCUGGUUUAAAUUUGGCAUCAUGCAUUGAUGUACUUUAUCAGUAUUUUUGUUAUUUUAAAAGAUGGAGAAAAACAUUUAAUUGAAUAUAGAUACAAACCCGUCUCUACUUCCAAAGUACAUGCCCAAGUGCAUUGCCUCAGGUGAACCUGAGGAGCUUCUUAUUUCCUACUACUUUUGAUGUGUAACAGAAGAAUCAGUACUGAAACGUAAGAGUGUUGACAGGCGUUUCUUCAGUCAUUUAUAAACAACUCCAGCUCUGGUAAUAGAAAAGUUUAAAAACUAAACAGUGCAUCUUCUUAGAGUAGUUCAAAACGUUGCCAUAACCGAUGUAUAGUAUGUAUUUUAUUUCUGUUUUACAAAGCUAGUUUGAUUCCAAAAGUCGUUUUCUCAUGCAAGUACGAUUAAUGUGACUGACCUCAGUUUCAGGAAGAAGAUGUAUGUAAUUAUGUGGAGGCUGAUACUGCACUGCUUCAGUGGAAUUUCUGACAGAAUAAGGAGUGCAAUUUGCUGACCUCAGAUGCCCUUUCUAAACCCAUUGAAGGAAGUAGAAAACUCCCCACUGACAUUCUUGGACUUUGGAUCAAGUCGUAGGUCUUUCUAGUCUUGCUAAUGACAGCAUGGAGGGGAAUUUCUGUGCCUACACUCUAUUGAUUGUAGAUUUGGGGCCUUAGUUAUAAAAGAGUUCUGACUGAAAUAAGGGAAAAUAAAUGCUCACACUUAGGAACGUAAAUAAACUGAGAAUGAUAUCUCUUGUGGUGAGCUAGUGAUUCAAUGGGGGACCUAUGGGCAUUUUUUAGUGUCGUUCUUGUUAUUCAGUGGUGUUUUGAGUUUUUUUUGUUUGGCUGGGUUUUUUGCAUCAGCAGUCACUUUUCAUAAAUUGCUUUUUUAUAGCAAAAAGGAAACACUAAAUGGUUGCGUAUGUAUUUGGCAGUAUGAAACGUGUUGCAGAGAGUUUAGGUUUUUAUUUAAAUCUUUUUCUGUGCUUCAUUUUUGUAAUCAAAACCAAAGGUUUUGUCUUCUGUAUGUAAAAGUUCCCUGAAGAAGUAAAUAAUUCUGAUUUUCCUAGAUGAUGACCUCAGCCUACAAAUGGAUGAAAAUCCAGUCUUUUUUUUGAUAUUUCUUGAUUGACUGGUCAGUUUCCGUUUCUUCUGGCAGACCAAAAAAUACUUUUGUGUUAAUGAGUUGCCUACUUAUUUAUCGUUCCUAAACCAGUGAAAUUCUUGUCUUUGUCAACUCCACCAAAGGUGACGCAGAUGUCCACGUGGUUUUUUUUGGAAAGUAGAGGCAGUGUAAAAUAAAAUUGGUUGUCUAGUGCUGUCUCAAAAUCUAUGUUUAAUUGUGGAAAUGUGGUAUGAGCAGAUUCCUAGAUGAACUUCAACAUUCUUGGUUUUACUUCUAGGCCUGUACAUGGAAUAGUAUUCCAUUUUACUGAAGACCUCAAAGUGUUCCGCAUCAAAGCCAGAGCCUUAGCAGUAUAUCAGCAUUCUCCUAUUAAAGAGUUCUAUAUCCUGACUUGCAACAAUAUGUAAAAGCACUUGGAGAAGCUUAUCAUUGGAGUCAGUAAGAUUUCAGUGGCAAUUAUGGUAUGUCUUUCCCAUUAGAACAUCUCGUGUUCUUUAAUCUCAGUUCUUGAAUAUUGUGAUUGACACAGAGAACUGUGGAUAUUUUUUUCUUACCUUUGACAGUUUUAGUCCUUUAAUCUUUUUCUCUACCCUGCAAGCAAAACUGCAGAAUUAGACCACAGACAUACAAGAUCAGAUUGGGAGUUUGGAUUACAUUCAAAACUCCCAAGUCUCAGAGAAGAAGUUUAGUUACCCAGCAGAAAAAGGUUUAUCCAGUAUGUUAGCUUUGGAGUAUGCAAUAACCUCCAUCUUCUCCACAUUGCAUCUAAAGCUUUAAAACUUACUUUUAUUUUUCAUUAUUUCUACCUAACCAUAGGAGAAUAAAGUUUUGUGGAAAUUUAGGAGGAGGGAAGGCAGGGAGAAGUUUGCAAAACCCAGUCUAGCUCCUAGAAGGUGUCAUCACAAUUUUAUUUUAUUUUUUUUAUUCCUACAUACAGACUGAAGAAUGACAUAUAAGAGAAAAUAAUAGGUUCAAGGCCUGCAGGGUAGAACUUUGCCUGCCUCUGAGGCAUGGCUGCUAGUGUAACAAUUUUGGCAAAACUGAUAUGUAAUGGGAGGAACAAGAAGCUCUAGAACUAAUCCUUAGAAUUGAAAUGCAAGAACUAUAAAUGUUCAAGCUAGUGAGACUGCAGUCUAGAACAUUACCAAAGCUCAUAUAAUAUACAUGUUAUAUAUAUAUGACUGUGUACUUUAUAUUAGAAAUAAACCACAAAUCUUGUUAUGUAGAGAUGUAUUUUAAACAAUCAGUUGUGUGUAUUAAAAGUUACCUAAAAGACAGGGUAACGGUAGAUCCAGUGUAUAUAAAGGUGUCUUUCAUUGGUGUCAGUCAGGCCCAUUCUGUUUUAACACUUCUACUUGACGGUCUACAGCAGAGAUCAGAACAGUGAAGUUUAUAACUAAUACUUUAAUAAGUUAAUACUGAAUAUUGUGAUAUCAUACAGUCCUACACAUUUGUGUUAUAUUUCUGUAUGUUUCUGUUGGCUCCCUAUCUGCUUCCAUUACAGAAUUCUAGAUUAGGUCUGAGACUAUGUGCGUACAAGUCAUUAACAAAGAAGAAAUCAUUUACCAUACACUUUUUGUACGCUGUCUAUAGUUAAGAUAUAGGAAUAUUUGAAUUUUAGCCUUGCUCUAAGAAUCUCAUUGACAAAUGAUGCUUGAAUUCCUUGAAGCAUUGAAUUCCUUUACUCCGUCAUGAGAAGGCAGAACAAAGAAAAAGCAGUAGUCAUUCCAGAGGCUGAGAUUGCAUUAGUGUUUUGAGAUUUUUGUGCAUCUUUACAUUGGCAUCUGAUCAAAAGUUGCCUCAUGUCCUGCCAGCUCAGUAAAUGGCAAUGUUAAUUCCUGACUGUCUGAAAUUAUCCAUGGAGACAUGACCUUUAAGAGCCUAAUUUCUGUUCACACUGAAACUCCCUUAUAGCACUCUAGACCCUCCUCUUCUAUUGUGUGUUUUCUAUCUCCACAUAUUUGAACUUACAGAUUUUUUUCCCCACCCCUUGGAUGGAGGGAACAUGUGAUAAGAUUUCAUCUUGUUUCCUAGCAGGAAAUAGCCACUGAUAAAAAUUGUUCAUCAAGGGGACAGAUACAAUUUAUGCUCACUUUCAGAUCACGUACAGUGUCAGUGGAGUUAUCAAAUGGACUUAGUGCAAAUGUAAAAUGAGCUGGAUUGGAUACCCAAUCUAGCUUCCAGCUAGUUAGCUUUCUUGAUGCCGGAUGGGUAGGUGUUAAAGCAUAGAGCACAGCAUGGUCUAACAAGCCAUUUACAUCUUUCCCCAGCUUCAUUGCAGCCUACACCCAGCUACCUGAAAUACAGUUUCCUUUAACUGGUUUAGGUACUGUAAACUUUCUUGCAGGAGUGACUAACGUGUGGAUGAGAUUGUCUUAAAAAUUUUUACAUGGCCAUUCUGAAUACUAUAUAGAAAUAUUUUAUAACAUCUGUGGCAUUCCUUUUUCAUCAGUGGUUUAUAAACGUACCAAAGAAACGUUGGUCUGGAAAACACUUUUUACAUGGGUGUAAUUUGAGCCUUCAGUUCACUUCAAUGUGCUUGCAGGAACUGACAAAACAAAUGUUUUCUUUUCUGUGAUCUGCCCAAGAAUAUUGUUCUUCUAAGGCUUCAAGAAUUGAUGGCUUACCUGCUAGAAUAGCUUAAGCACAGUUUUCUUUAUUAAUUUUUAAGCCUACAUAAAACUAAUAAUACUGCUGCUGAAUUAGAGUCACAUUUGAACAGUUGAACAUCACGGGGAAACCAUCCCAGUUGCACUCUCUCUGGCUCAAGUUUUGUAUUUGCCUUUGAAAGCAUAUGCUUUGUUAGCUAAAGGAAAGCACUGCGGUGUAUAGACGUCUCACUGUAGACAUUGCCUAAAGAGUUCACUUGCCAUGGUGAUGCAGUAGCUAAAAAUGCCCUCGUCAAAGCUCCCUCAUACGUGGAGCAAAAGGUCAGUCUUGCUUUAUGCCAUUUGUCACAGAUAGACAUUUGCCACAUGGUAGGUUAUGGUGUUUACAUUUCUGUGGGAAGCAUUGCUAGCAUUACAUUAUAAAGACCUAUCGAAAUAUAGAAGAAAGUGGUGAGAGUCAACUGUAGGUGCUGGUGACAACAUAGUAUUUAGCAACACAACAUAAAGAUGAUUUUUUUUUUUAUUCAUCUUGUUUAUUGUAUAGUGUGUAUUUUAAACUGAUCUUGUUUAUUGUAUAGUGUGUAUUUUAAACUUGUAUCACCUUUCAGUGAUACAACAUUCCUGUGAUAAUAAUAAUAACAAUAAUUUCCUGUGAUAGAUGUGGUAUCGGUAUUUUAUCCACAUCUUAGAUGCUGUGUAAUUAUAAUAAUUUUAAUAUGCGUCAGAGAUUCAUAUUUGUUUAUAUUGCCUGUAAUUCCUCACAUUUCAGACUUGCUAAACCAGCAUUUUUUAGAUGCUUUCCAUUGUCUGGCGUGGAUAAUACAAUACACAAAGAAAGUAUUAUUGAAUAAAGACUCAAGACUAUUCUACUUUUUUUUCCGAUGGCAUUUUUAAACAGUUUGACAGCGAACACUAGUAAAAAAAUGAGACGUGUAUUAGUACACAUAUCCUAAAAAUACAAAAUGCUACAAAUUUGUGUUUUUUUUUUUUUUUUUUUUCAGAUUUGGUAAUAAAUCUGUAUCAAUAGAUAUAGAUCACGAUCAGAUGGCAAGUCAUUGGCAUUCAUUCUCUUUCUUCAAGUUAAAGUAUUUUGUCUUCUCACAAAAGCCAAAGGGAUUUGUACCUCUCUGAGUUUAAAAGAGAAGCUUGACUUAACCGAUCCCCUCUACAGUAUAAUGGUAAGAGGCCCUUUAGCCAAGGGAGAAACAGAAUUGUUUUUGCUGAGUGAACUUUGAAGGAUGUUUCAGUUCUUGUACUACUACCAAAUUAGGGCAUCAGUUAAGACUUCAUGUCGAUCUUGCUACAUAAAUUUUCUGAAAUAUAGCUGCUCAUGAUGAUACAUGGCCAGGUCUCUAUUUUUGUGGCAAUGAUUUUAAAAAUUCCAUUACUUAAACAUCCCGCUCUUCUAUUGUGACUGUAGAUUACAUAUUUGGAGAGUGAUUGUGAAGCUCUGGCUCCCAGGAAGUCAGGAGGAGUUUGCUGUUGCUUAUUUCCAGCUCAAAAUGUCAUCCUUCCUCACAUUUUUUGCAAUGCAACUACAACGAAUAUAAUGCACACAGCUUUGUCAUGGUAUGGUUCUGGAAAUGUACCAAGAAGUUGUUUCAAGAGCAGAUUUCAUGAUCAGCUCUUUAAAGAAAAUGCCAGCAUUUGUUCUGUAUGUGGUAGAUUGGGGAAGGGAGAUUGGCUGUUGGCUGAGACCUUGGUGAGGGGAUACGUGUGUCACAUUAUGACUAUACUACUGCUAAGAAGAAUGUAUUUUCAUAUUCUCAUUAAAGUAAGUUGCUUCUCCCUUGGUACAUCAGAACUAAUAGCAACUCUGUAGUAUUACCUACUGAAAUGCCUAGAAAAAACACAUUCGGUUGUAUCAAUGAAAUCACUAUCACAAAGAUGUAAAUCAGUCCAUUUUAGUAUCAAGUUUGACAGUAGUGGCAACAUGAAGGUAAAUGUAAGGUGCUAUUUGUGCUAUUGUAGGUAAAUGUGAGGUGCUAUUUCAACUGACUGAUGAAGUUUACAGCUGGAUAGUAGUUUGAUAAAAAAAUGGAUGAAUCCCGAUAAGUUUGUGAGGGUUAAAGAGUCAUACAAGUGAGACCACCUUGCUUUUUUUAUGGAUCAUUGUUAGAAGGAGUCAAAAUCUGUCCUGGAGUGUCAGUGGCCAACGAUUUCAGCAGUUGCCUGAAUACAACAGAACUGCAUUUGGUCUGUUUGAAACAAUAACAUUGACAUUGGAAAGCAUGAUUAUUUCAGCAAACUGUCCAUAUACAAUUUUCCAACUCUUGUGUCUUUAAGGGGGUUUUGUGCAUUUUUCAUGUGUUCCCUGCCCUAGGGCAAAAGGAACAGUGUUUUCAUAAAUGUUUAUGAGCGUGAUGGUGAAACAAAAGGAGGAGUUGUAAGCAAGGUGGAAUUUAUUUUCUCCAUACUCUUUUGGUAGUGAGGGCAAGGAUAUUUGAAAGAACAGCAGUUCUCUAGAUGCAGAAAAAAAACAAAAUAAUAGUAUUGUGGUUUAUGAAUUGAGAGGGAUUUGGUGAGGAAGAAGAGACAAAGAGGUAUUCUUUUAUAAUGUGAACUUCGUGGUAUAUUAAGAGCUAGAAAAGAUGUGAUUUCACAGAACAGAGAGGGAUGACAGGUUCAAAUGAGAAGUGCAGACAGGAGGUUCUGAAUCCUUUAGAAAUCACUCAUCUAAACCUACAAACUUUUCAGAUGUAAACAGCAAAAUGAGUCAAGAAAAAAGAAAGGUGAAGAUGCAUAUACUUCCUGUGCAGUUUAAAGAGUAAUUGGUUUCAGGACUCAGAACUUCUCAAGCUUAACAGUGGUUUCUGUAAGGACCUAGACAAUUUAACCAGAAGGUCUGUUCUCUCAGAAAACAGUACUACAUGAGAAUCUGUACUUCAGAACAACAUCCAAAACCUCAAAAUAAAAGUUUAUGCUUUGUAAAGCUUAAAAGCAUUGCAAGGCUGACAUGUUGAGACCCCAAUACAUUAGUCUGACAAAUGUCAAUACAUAUUCCUGGGCAUCCUGGACAGAAUAUUUUCGGAGCUUCUAUGGAGGAAUGGUGCUCACUAGGGGUACUACUGUAUCAGGAUGAUGAACAUAUUCUUGCUUGAUUGUUACACUGAUAUUAAAAAGAAAGUUAUAUGCAUAAUGGAGAAGCGUUUAAAUGUCUGCCAAAUGGAAAGGGAUCCAGAUGUGUUCAAAGAUAAUACAAGAUCUAUCCAUCUUCUUGGGAAUAAGAAGUGUGUUUAGGUCUCGGAAUCAUCUAUCCAUCUUCUUGGGAAUAAGAAAUGUGUUUAGGUCUCGGACAAAAUAAUUUUUCAUUUGCAGAGAUUGGAAUAAAAAUUCCUAUAAGCUCGAGACGGCAGUGGAGAAGGUCUACAAAAGACUGAUAGUUACACAGUUCAUGAAUGACAAGACUACUCAGAAGAAUACAAAUAACUACAAGCAGGAUCAGCAUCAAAUUGCACUCGAUUAUAUUAAUAGGUAAUAUAAAUAUCAUAGUCAUAAUGUGUAUGCACAGUUUUCAAGACAAUUUUUCUUCAAAAAAUUCUUCAGAGAACAAGUGAGUUGAAGGAGGGGGUGAUAAGGUCAUCCUCCUCUGUAUUUAAGAAGGAUCCAAAUGGAUGGUUGACUGGUUUAUUGUUUGUUGGGGCCAAGUGUUAAUACCUAUUCAGAUGCAUAAGCAUCCAGAAGUGCAUGCUAGUUUUCACAGAGCAAUCAUAUAGCACAACUGUCUGUACCAAUUAGAUGUUUUAAUCAUAUUUUUCCUGUUGGUUAAGCUUCAAUGAAUCACGCUGGUAAGUGGAUUAAAGUCUUUUAUGUGCCUUGUA